This is a messenger RNA of Cutaneotrichosporon oleaginosum, 1079 nucleotides long. RefSeq lists its product as uncharacterized. NCBI's taxonomy places the organism in Eukaryota, Fungi, Basidiomycota, Tremellomycetes, Trichosporonales, Trichosporonaceae. Gene Ontology annotation, molecular function: rRNA binding. Gene Ontology annotation, cellular component: nucleolus. Gene Ontology annotation, biological process: maturation of LSU-rRNA from tricistronic rRNA transcript (SSU-rRNA, 5.8S rRNA, LSU-rRNA); ribosomal large subunit assembly. The record is from RefSeq and is a predicted model, not a curated record.
CAGCAACAACCAUCCGCGAUCGCCUGACGAGCUCAUCUCUCAUCGACCCCAUCGGCACAAGCAACCAUGUCGAUGCUUAGGACAGUGAAACCGAAAAACGCGCGCGUCAAGCGUGCGCUCGAGGCGCGCGAGCCCAAGCUCGUGGAGAACGAGAAGACGGCGAUCUUCGUGCGCGGCCAGAACACGAGCGACCGCGUGCGCGGCGUGAUGGGCGACCUUUACGCUCUCAAGCGCCCUAAGGCGAUCAACUUCUCGAAGAAGAACGCCAUUCAUCCGUUCGAAGACGCAUCAUCGCUCGAGUUCUUUGCACAGAAGAACGACGCCGCGCUCCUCAUCACGGGCUUGCACUCGAAGAAGCGCCCGCACGAUUUGAUCGUAACGCGCAUGUUCGACGGGCGAGUACUGGAGCACCUCGAGCUGGGUAUCGACGAGUUCACCUCCAUGUCCGACGUGCCCGGCUCCAAGGCGAGUGUGGGCGUGCACCCGCUCAUGGUAUUCCACGGCGACCUGUUCGACACUCACCCGCGCUUCACGCAGCUCAAGUCCCUCCUGCUGGACAUGUACCAGGCGCACCACGACCCCGGAAUCCCGCUCAUGGCGCUUGAGCACGUGAUUUCCGUAACGUGCGGCCCGGCAGCGGGCGACCUGGACGCCGAGGGCGCCGUGCUCCCGAAAGUCCACAUCCGGGUGUACACGCUCAAGCUGCUGGCGUCGGGGAGCCGCGUGCCGCGCGUAGCGCUCACGGAGAUGGGGCCGCGGAUCGACCUGAGCAUCCGGCGCCACGCCGAGGCCGACCCCGAGACGCUCAAGGCCGCGAUGCGCCGCCCCAAGCUCUCCAAGGCCGACCAGACGUCGGGUCUCGGCAAGAAGCGCAAGAACAUCGAGACGGACGACAUGGGCGACAAGGUCGGCCGCAUCCACGUCGGCACCCAGGACCUGAGCAAGCUCCAGAGCCGCAAGAUGAAGAGUCUCAAGAUUGGCCGCAAAGAGCGCAAGCGCGAGGCGGCGGCCGAGGGUGCGGAGGCUAUGGACGAGGACGACGAGUAGGUGUUGUACCAUAUGCAUUAGAGUUGAGUGUG